AUGAGUAGUCGAGAGGUGGUCGUUCUGAGUGUGGGAGGUGUGAGAUUUGUAACCCGGGCUUCCACCUUGCAGCAGUUCCCCGAGUCCAGGCUGGCACGGAUGGUGAAUGACGAUGACCGGGAAUUUAAACUGGUGAAUGGAGAGUUUUUUGUGGACAGAGAUGGAACUUUGUUUAGUUACAUCAUGGACUUCUUGAGGACUCUCCAGGUGUCCUUACCAACUGAUUUCUCAGACUAUCAGAGGCUGCAGAGAGAAGCAGAAUUCUAUGGACUCUACCCGCUGGCCAACCUCCUGAGCCAAGAACAUUUGCUGAAGCCAAGGCUGGAGAUCUUGGAAGUGCGUUUUUCUCUCCAAGAAAUGCAGGCCUUUUUCCGGAUCUUUGGUUCCUGCAGUACCACCAUUGAGGCACUAGCUGAGCAGAUCACUGUGUUUACAGGGCAGCAGCCAGGACAGGGCUGGAACAGCCCUUUUCCUUCCCAGAAACCACUUGUUCCGCUUCCUUUGGAAAGACCCUCGCAUCAUGAUAUGGUUUUUCUGUGUGGUACUGAGUAUUCUGCUGGUGACCAGUUCAUGGCCAGGUAUGUUUCCAUAAAGCCUGAUAAGAGAAAGCUGAUUAAUGGCACUAACGUGCUAGGCCUGCUGCUUGACACUUUACUCAAAGAUGGAUUUCGCCUCAUAAGCACCAGAACAGCCGGCAGUGAAGAGAAGGUUGAAUGCUACACUUUUGAAAGGAUGAAGAGGGCAGCAGGCCUUGCCAUCAUGGUGAACCAAACCCCAGGGAGCUCUGGGGUAGCACAGGCAAGGAGAAGCCAAGUACAGAAAGGGAAAUAAGGGCUUUUGCUUCCAUCUUUUGAAUGUAGAAGAGGGAUGUGUCAGCACUAGUGACCUUUUUUUUGUUAUUUUGGCUUGUUUGAAAUGCAGCUAUUGAAGGAACCAACACAUUUUCUUUCAAAUAUUUACGGGGAAAAAUUACUUUCUUGCCUUUUACUGCUCUACCCUCUUUAAGUAAAAGAAGCCCAGAUUCAAUACUGGGUUUGUGGAUCAGACUUCAGCAAUUCCAAGAGUUGUUUUUGUUUUUUCUCUGUGGCUAAAAUUUACAUGAGGACUCACAAAGCAUCAGCCAUCCCUUCCAGAAAAUUGUUCUUAUGUUCUCUGCUAAUCUGCAAAUAGCUAUUAAAAACAUGGUAAUACAUGAAGAUGAUGCAGCUGUCAUCCCAACAGUUGGAAGUGGCUGGGGGAGGAAUGCAAGCCCCAAUGAUUGAUCAGUGCUUCCACUCACUGACUCUCUUGCACUUGGCUGAGAACAGUGUAAGGGGAACAUCCCGAGCUGUGCUGCUGUGUGGCUUUGUGAAAGCCAUCACUGAGGUCUGUGUGACUGUCUCUUGUCCUCUCCUCCCAUCUGGUGGCAUGCUCUUUGGUUCUGAGAAUUAAAUUAUAAAGAUCUUUGUGAACAGAAGGUCAGUUAAUUUUUAGUGCUUUCACCACAAAAAGGAGGAAAAUGUGAUGAACAGCCCUUCACGUGAAAGAGUUUGUACAGUUUCAAACAAAACAGUGCAAAGGAUUUUUUAGUACUUGUUAAGUACAACACUGUUAGAAGGCUUAGCAGAAGUGGCUUUAAGAGCCUUGUUAGUCCUGUCAAACCUUUGUAAAGAUGAAAAAAUUUGCUCAGGUACUGAGAGAGGUAAUGAAGCUUUAUAAAUUAAGAAUCUUUUGUCCUUACAUCAAGGCAGGGAAGGAAGAUAGCAGUAACUUCAGGGAUUUGUUAGUUGCAUCUCAGUUUUGUUGCUGGUAAAACACAGAAUUCACAGAAUCACAAGGUUGGAAGAGACCUUAAAGAUCAUUGAGUCCAACCCAUGCCCCAACACCUCAGCUCAACCAUGGCAUCGAGUGCCACAUCCAGUCAUCCAGUCUGUUUUUAAACACAUCCAGGUAUGGUGACCACCACCUCCCCAGGCAGACCAUUCCAGAACUUUAUGAGUCUUUCUGUGAAGAACUUUUUCCUAAUAUCCAACCUAUAUUUUCUUUGUCGCAGCUUGAGACUGCACCAUCUUCCCAAGGCUUCGAACAGCCCAGGAGAACCACUUUGGGCUUUCUUGGCUGACCAAUUAGAUCUGGCUUUUCAUUAGUUUUAAAAUGUGCAUGCAUUACUUUAUUGGCAGCACUUGAUAAGGGGUGUGGGACUCAGCCAAAUGUUUCUUGCCCUAAGGAGUUUCAGUAAAAUGCAUCUUUCCAGACUGGAAAGAGGUGCCACUAUGGGACAUGUCUUUUCUUUGGCUACUGCUCUGGGGCAUUUCAGCUUGACCCAAGUUCAGAAGCUCAGUGAGAUCCUCUUUGCUUGUUUUAGAGCUGUUUGAAUUAAGAAUAAUAUGAUUAUAGGACUACAUCUCCCAUGCUGCUUACAGGUUAUGUAGUAAAUGUAAGAGUGAAUGAUUCUACUUCAAAUGGGAUUUUUUUGGUCAGUAAUGUCAAUGUGUUCAUAUUUCUCUUGAAGUAAAAUAUUUCUUACAGUGAGAGCCAUCAUUUGCUGAACAACAUUCCCACAGAUGUGGUGGAGUCUCCCUUGUUAGAAAUUUUGAAGAGGAUGCUAAAUGACUUCAUGGAGGCUCUGUGUCACAUGAAAGGCUGGACCAGAUGAUCUUUGAGUUCCCUUCCAGCCUGUCCCCACUAGUUGCUGUGCUGCUUGUUUGGAAAAGAUAAUGUUGAUUACUGGGACAGUUACUGGCUGUGGAUAUUGUAGGUGGAGGGACUGGCCAAUGUAAAGCACAAGACCAAAAAAAAAGCAAAUCCUUACAGGGAAAGUUUAAAAAAUAGACUUGAGGCUGUAUUUAGACAUUAUGCCCUAAAUGAUCACCAAUAGCAGUGACGUAAACUGAGACGAGUUUCAGAACCCUUCAUAGUAACAAUUACACUGUUUCACCUACCACAAAAGUAGGGACUUUGUUUUCCUUGCUGCAGCAGCCACUUUGAAAAUUAAAGUUUGGAGUCCAAUGUUUUUUUUUUUCUAAUAAAGUGAAAGAAAAGACAAAAUACUUCAAUUUUUAAAGAGCCCCAAAGUUUUUACCUAUGCCAUCAUUCAUGUUCCAUGUCUUUGGCAAAAUGAACGUAUGAUACAACCAUUUCAAUAACAUUUUAUGAUGAGCUGAACACAUAGGUUAAUUUUUAUGUAGCACAGCAUCAUUCUAUGAAUGCAGUAUUUGGCUCUGGAAAAUAUCCCAGUGCAAGUUGCUGUCAUGUAAAGAACCAUAUGUGCUUUACCUCGCCCUUGGGUAAGUGUGCUGUGAUUCUGUGCUGCUUUUGGAAGCAAAGCACAUGACCAUCAACAAGCUUGUGUUCCCAGAGUUCUUUAGCAUUUAUUCUUACUUAGCUCUGAACUGAGAAGUGUCACCUGUCAUUUUGUGUUCCUGCAGAGAACAUGAUUAGGCUCUUACACUGUGCUUUCACUUUGUUGGGGUUUUUGUUUGUUUGUUUGUUUUAACUAAUAGUUCCUUAAAUAAGUUUGAGAGCAUGUGUGUGAACAAUGUGAUGGAAAUCUGUUGAAUGUGUCUGAUACCAGUAGGAUACUCAUGACUUCAAUGGAAGAUUGAUGGAAUAAAUUAAUUGAAUUGAAGCUGGUUCUUCAAGGAAAGCACCUUACUGGAUUUCUUUACACAGAAAAAGGAAGCAGGGAUGAUAGAGCUACAGGUGUUGUGCAGCUUCAAGCAACAACUAAAUGGCAGUACUUGUGGAGGUACAGAUGAAAUUAUGUUUAUUUGCAGACAAAUUAAUAUAAAAAUAGCACUGAUUUACUAGGAGGAUCUUCAGCUGGCCUCCACCUUGUGAGGUUAUUUAUGCUACUGUAAAGUGUUGCUGAGUCAGGAUGGCAAAUUUUCUGUGCCCUCUUUGAAGUGGUAUGCAGUGUAACCUGCAGGCACCAAGGCAGGAAUUUAGAAAUAGUGACCAAUGUUUUUACUGCUCCUUCACCUCUGAAGCCCCAAACAAGCAGGGAUGCAGCAGAGAGCAGACUGUGUGGUGUGU
Passer domesticus (house sparrow) is the source of this 4014-nucleotide messenger RNA. RefSeq names its product potassium channel regulator (gene KCNRG). Gene Ontology annotation, biological process: negative regulation of delayed rectifier potassium channel activity; protein homooligomerization. The transcript is spliced from 2 exons. NCBI's taxonomy places the organism in Eukaryota, Metazoa, Chordata, Aves, Passeriformes, Passeridae. Bases 1 to 831 code for a protein of 276 amino acids. Gene Ontology annotation, molecular function: protein binding. The record is from RefSeq and is a predicted model, not a curated record. Gene Ontology annotation, cellular component: endoplasmic reticulum.